Molecule: messenger RNA, 1016 nt
Organism: Chaetomium fimeti
Lineage: Eukaryota; Fungi; Ascomycota; Sordariomycetes; Sordariales; Chaetomiaceae
Exons: 1
Coding region: 22-585 (187 amino acids)
Source: RefSeq, a predicted model, not a curated record
CUACACUCUAGGGUGGCUGAGAUGGUGUACGUGGCGUCGCGGCUCGAGGUCAGCAUGGCAUCGAGGGUGCGCGGACCCCCGGCGUGGUUGGCGUUUGUGGUGGUUCCGGCGGUGUUGCUGGUGGCGGUGGUGGUGUUUCCGCCAUUGCCAUUGUUGCUAGUGUUAGUGGAGGACGACCUAGCACCCGGCGGUGAAGACGACAGACACAUGUCGGCGCACGUGUGCAGCGCGCUGAUGGCGUUGGCAGCAGCGGCGAGGCAGGGGUUGGCUGGAUUGGAACAUCUCCGCCGUCUGGGCGCAUCAGCCGCGUUGCUUGGAUGGGUCCUGAUAUUAUUGCCGAUGGGAGGAAUGCCGCCGCCGUGCGCCUGUCCCGCAUCUGGACCGGAAGGUGGUGUUAUUGCGGCGGUGGCAUCAGCCCCAAAACCCCCAGCAUCCCACGGCUCCCAGGCCAGCAUGUCGGAAAGGGAAGGGGGGCCCGAAUCGGUCAAGAACUCGGACAAUGACGAGGCCGUGACCCCGAGCCCAAACUCAGACUCGUCGUUGCCGCCGGGGGAUGUACCCGCGUUGCCGGACGGGUUGAGAUGAAAGAGAGGGAGCCCCUGGCUGCGUGUCCCGAGGGUCUGGACCAACUCGGGAUACAAACUCCACUCCAUCGUAGGGUGGCACAACGCUCGGCGUUGAAAGGCACUAACUAGGGAGAGAGGAGGUCUGGACGGGAGACCCUGUGAGGCGUCAGGAUGGAGGAGUUAGUAGUCUUGGCGAUGUCCUCGUACUAAUACCCGUCGGCGGAUGGCUACCCCAUCUUGGAAGGCCGCAUCGCCAGCUCGAACGGCGGCGGAUCGGAACGGGGGGCUGGCCUCCAAAGGACCAGAACAGGCAAGAAACACACAUGAUGUCAGCGUUCGUUUGCGGAGACGCUGCUGAUCGCUUAAGGGGGACGUUGACCACCCCGCCCUCCCCCUCCUCUCCGAGGCUAAACGCAGGGUAACCGUGACUGUGUGUCUGUCGUCUCGUCC